AGUGGGUCUAUAUUCGUUUGCGUGAAUCACUGAGCGAACAGAAUGCCUGAACCCGCCAAGUCCGCGCCCAAAAAGGGCUCAAAGAAAGCUGUUACCAAGACCGCCAGCAAGGGCGGCAAGAAGAAGAGAAAGACCAGGAAGGAGAGCUACGCCAUCUACGUCUACAAGGUCCUGAAACAGGUCCACCCCGACACCGGCAUCUCCUCCAAGGCCAUGAGCAUCAUGAACUCGUUUGUCAACGACAUCUUUGAGCGCAUCGCUGCUGAAGCGUCUCGCCUGGCUCACUACAACAAGCGCUCCACCAUCACCUCCAGGGAGAUCCAGACCGCUGUGCGUCUCCUGCUGCCCGGUGAGCUGGCCAAGCACGCCGUGUCUGAGGGCACCAAGGCUGUGACCAAGUACACCAGCUCCAAGUAAACAGCUCUGCUGCUCCGCUACAACAAUCCAACGGCUCUUUUAAGAGCCACGCACU
Lates calcarifer (barramundi perch) is the source of this 472-nucleotide messenger RNA. RefSeq names its product histone H2B 1/2-like. The transcript has a single exon. Gene Ontology annotation, cellular component: nucleosome. The record is from RefSeq and is a predicted model, not a curated record. The coding region runs from base 43 to 417 and encodes 124 amino acids. Gene Ontology annotation, molecular function: DNA binding; protein heterodimerization activity; structural constituent of chromatin. Lineage: Eukaryota; Metazoa; Chordata; Actinopteri; Centropomidae.